This is a messenger RNA of Orbilia oligospora ATCC 24927, 1509 nucleotides long. RefSeq lists its product as uncharacterized. NCBI's taxonomy places the organism in Eukaryota, Fungi, Ascomycota, Orbiliomycetes, Orbiliales, Orbiliaceae. The transcript has 5 exons. The record is from RefSeq and is a predicted model, not a curated record. The coding region runs from base 1 to 1509 and encodes 502 amino acids.
AUGAAAGGAGAUAUCCCAGGUGGCAAACGCAGCAUAGUUUUCGACGGCUCCAUUGUGUUUGGAACCGAUUCUAACGCCUUGCGUGUGCUAUUCACAAGCUUAGAUACAAUCGCGUCAAAUCCCCCACCCCUAAAUGACGGUGUAGGUUUCGAUGGCUGGGAUAAAGAUGUGGUCCCCACACCAUCAUCCUCCUGGUCUGCGGUUGCUGGUCUAGUUUUUGAGGAAACCCCUCCGCUGGGAAGGAUUUUGAAGUCAAUUAGUGUCACAUAUGUCACGAAAGCAUUCUGGGCCAUCAUUUCAAGUUCCCUUUGGAUGAAUGCUUUACGAUUGAAUGCAACAGUGACCUUGCCAGAGAAAACUCUGAGCUUAGGGUGCACUGCAAAGAUUAAUAUGAAAAAACGUCCGGACCUGACAAACCAAGAACCCUGGAUUAUAGGUAUUGUCAUGGCUAUCAGCAAUACCAGCUUCGAUUUUACAGUUAAUAUACCAGCUGGUAUGGAUAUAACGAAUAUUGUAUACGAUAUCAUAUCAAGCGCUAUGGAAAUACCGAGGAUCUUUGCGCUCCCGGUUUUCCGAGGAAUUAAUCUCAGAGUAGAGUUAUUCGGAACUAUUGACGCAAAAGUGGAAUUUGUACUACCAAAGGGGCCUUUAAGAAUUAAUGGGCAUGACAUUGGAGAAAUAAUCGAAAUUGUGACAUACCUCUGGGAACAAUUACGAAAUCCUUCUGUUCGUGGAGGCCCACCACCCACUACCGCGCCACAAGCCGCACUAGCGAUAGGGGAGUUUAUUAGCUCCGCCGCCGCCACUACCGCGCUUGCUGUGGUUGAUAUCGCUGAAGUAGUGAUCGCUUCAGGUCUUCUUGGUGGUGCACUUUGGUUGGCAAUGAAAGCAAAGAUCAUCACAAGGAUCGCGCAGCUAGAAGAUAGCAUCGCCGAUAAGAGAUUAGCAGAAUCAAAGAUUCGAGACGGACUUGCAACAUACGAAGAUCCGUCUAUUCCAAAAAUCCAGCCAAUACUAGAUCUACCCGACUUACCGGUUCUGAUAAACGGCGAUUUUGAAACGGGAAACCUGGACGGCUGGGAGGUUCUUCCAGAAUCCCCGGCAUGUUCGUACCAGCUCCUAUCGCCAGGGUUUACUGGCUCCUAUCGAUUUUUAGCCCGAGUCCCUAGCGGGGAAACCAGCACACCGCCUUCUCCUUACUGCGGAAUAAAGCUUAGGCAGAGACUCGCGACGUUUCCAGUUGCGAGCCAAUAUAACUUCACUAUCAAAUACAAAUUUCUAUCCUACAAAAACGAUUGCUACGUUAACGUAUUUGUCAACGGGCGUCAGAUAUUAGGAUGUAGGUCGAACAAUAGGGAUUUGGUCAAUCAGAUACAAACCGCAAGAGCGCAGUUUACGGCAAGCGCCCCUAACGCCUUGUUGGAGAUAUACUGCACCGUUUGUGCUUAUCAGUCUAUGAAUUUUGAGCUUGACUCGAUAGAAGUCUCGACGGUGUUGAUAACGCAAUGA